GCAAUCCUAAUUUGUUGUUAUUGCGUUGAGCGACAACAACGCUCAGCACCAACAAGAACCACGCCAGCAAUUUGUCACUCAUCCUUUUUAUGCAUUUUCUAUAUUCAUACACAACAGUUUAAACAUUAUGGUAGUGUAUGUGUGUGCGACGACAGUACGAGAGAAGCAAGCCGAGAGACACGAAGCCUUGAAAACAGAGAUAGAUAGACUUGAAAAACAGUAAAAAUAAAAACAAGCGCAUCUCGGCGAGCAUCAAAAUUUAUCAAGUGAAUUACGAACAAACGGAGGGAACCCAGGGGCAUUCAUGAGCAGUGGCCAACAGGGACAACAACAAGUGAUGGCAGAACAGAGGAACUGAGCAACCAGAAGAGUGUUACUAAGCAGCCGCAAGACAUUGGAUACGAAACGGAGCAGAAAGGGUAGCCAACAAACGCCCAUCCCAACGAAGGCGGUGGAGGAAGGUGAGAAGGAAAGCAAAGGAACGCAACGGAACAACCGAUUUGAUAUAUGUGUAUGCAAACGUCCUUGGGGAAGUGGCACUGGCUGUGGCGGAAACAGGAGCACAAGCAGAAGCAGCAGCAGAAGGAGAAGGACGAGGGACAGGUGACAUCCGACUACACAGAAUUACAGUAAAAGGUGUGCCUGAAACGAUGGCAACAGCAACAAAAGCAGCUCCCACAUUGCCCGCAGGAACCGGAGGAGAUAGCGGAGACACCGGGGGAGCAGGCAUAGGUGGCCCCACUGGCGGAGCUGACGUUGGCAUCGGUAUUGGCAUUGGCGGCACCAUCGGCAUCGAGAUGCUUAAGGCGCUGUACGACUUCCAGGCGGUCUAUCCCAAGACCAUAAGCUUUGAUGAGGGAGAGUACUUCAUCCUGUACCAGACCUCCGCUCGCCAGCGGAAUUGGUGGCAGGUGGUCAGCAUGAAGGGUAACAUCGGGUUCGUGCCCUCCAAUUACGUAAUGAAGAUUAAGGUGGAGCACGACUUCCUCAUCAGCUUUUUGAACUCAUCGAUCGAGUCGCUGGAGAAGUGUACAGACAACGAGAUCAAUGGCAUUAUGUCCAAGGACGAACUGCUGGACAGGCUGCGCGAGAAGAAGCACACCAUGGAGCGGCUAUAUGCGGAGAGCUCUGAACGCGACGGUGACUCCUCGCUUUCGUAUUCGCACAGCUACAGCGACAAGGGCAGUCAUCGGCACUCGCAUCCCCACCCAGUCCAAUCCCAGACUCAGCUCCACUCCCAGCACCGGCAGCAUAGUCCGCCGCCGAGCGGUGGUAGUGGCGGCGGAAGCGGAUCCCACCGACUUGACAUGACCAAAAAGAGCAUGUCCAGCCCGGCAGUGGGAUCCUCGUGCGGCGCAGCAUCAAGCCAGGGCAUGGUGGAGUCGCCCAGCAUGGGCAGCAUGCAGUUCCAUGGCAGCAGCUGCACCAUCCAGACGCCUCAACAGCAGCAGCCGCUCCCAGCACCACCGGCUCCAGCUCCAGCACAAGCUCCUGCUACACCCACAACAGCCGCUGCCAAGACGGCUGGGGAUGUGGCGCAGGAUAACAGCAUCACUUCGGAGCCGUCGGAGACGACAACGACCACCACCACGACCAGCGAGGAUGUGGUGACCACUUACAAAGAGACCAGCCAGAUGAGCACCAGCCAACACAAGCCCCUCAACGGCAGCACGGCGUCUGCCUCCAUAUCCGCCUCCGCCUCAGCUUCGGCCGUGCGCAGUGCCGGCAACGGCAGUGGCGGAAGGGGGAGCACGGGAGCCCUGCAUCAGGAUUUGCCGCCGGAGGAGGCGGACAGUGCGCCCGACAAGUCGGAUGAUGCGAGCGCCGUGCCAAGCGACGAUGGAUGUCAGGCUAACGGUGACAGUGCGGACAAUAGCCAGGCACUGGACAGCAUCGAGAGUCCUUCGCACCGGGCACAAGGCGGCAGGGAAGCCGAGGAAGGAGCUGCUGGUGGCAGCAAUGGCGCAGCUAACUACACUCGGGGACAGCUAAAGGUGGAGUCCUCGGAUGUGUAUCAGAUCGUGGACGCGUUGCGACGCAACACAAACCUUAGCUUUGAUCUGUCUUGCGAGGCGCUGCGCGUGGUGCUGACCAGCCUGGAGCAGUUGUACAAUGGAGCCAUCAACCCGUACCUGGAAGCGGUGGCCGUCCAUGUCACCGGCAAGGUAGCCACGCCCAAGGAGUUACUGGGCAUCACGCACGAUGCCAAACGGCUGCAGUACCUCUUCGCCCAGCUGGCUGACUGCAAGAACGAUACGGAGCAGCGAACCUGGAUGCUGUAUGAGGAUGAGGAGGACAUUAUUCAGUUCCUCGAAGAGCUGGUCGAGAUUCUGAACAACGCUGAUGAGAACAUUAGCUGCUAUGAAAUGUCCUGUGACCAGUACCAAAUGUUCAUCAACCUGGUGCAGUACUAUCAGAUGGAGACCCGCUGGUCCAUCAAGCGACUGCUGCUCAAGACUUUCACGGCCGCCUGCCACUUGGACUAUAUUAUUGUGGACAUACUGCUAACGUCAGUGCUGCCGCUGGAGAUAGUGGAGGACAUGAAGACGCAUUUCUCCAAUCUGGAUCGCUUCAAGCAGCUGGUUAAGAUGCUAACCAUAAUUUUCUCGCUCGGACAACUUAUGCCAGUGAACCAUCAGGACUAUUUGGGCGUGCACUUUGCUAGCUUCUUGCUGGAGAUCGUCGAGGGAAACAACCCAGAGCACCUGGUGGACAUGGUCAUUGCCCUUAUACUGGCCUUUAACCAGCAGUUUAGUGAGCACACGUUCAAUGUUAUUAUUGAGGCGAUGCAGAACCUGCCCUCCGCCAAGGUCUUCACGGAGAAGCUGCUGCUCCUGCUCAAUCGGGAGGACGAUCCCACGCGGCUUCUCAAGCACCCCAACGAGCACAUGAACACGGUGCUGCGCAUGUUCAUCGACAUAUUUAGUCAUCCGGACACGGCAGGCAUGUUCUACACGAACGACAUCAAGGUGCUUAUCGAUAUUGUGGUGCGUCAGCUGUCCGACUUGGAUGCGGGAAGUUCGACGCGACCAUGCUACUUGGAGCUGUGCCGACGCAUUCUGCGCAACACGAAUUACCAGGAGCAUCAGCACCGCAAGCACGAUCUCAUGAAGAUCUUCACGCGCAUCUUUUGUGAGGAGACGGAGUGCAGUGCCUCCGAUCAGCAGCUAGUGCGGGAAAUAGCCAAUGAGUUUCCGCAGCUGUUCAAGGCCUAGAAAAACCCAAAGCUCAAAGCCCCAACCAAGCCCAAACACUCGAAACCAAAUUUGUAAAGCGUUGCUAGUGAGGCGAGCCGACCAAGCGAGCCAACCGUAAAAUCCAAACUAAUUUCGAUUUUAAUCAAUGAA
Drosophila serrata is the source of this 3347-nucleotide messenger RNA. RefSeq lists its product as uncharacterized. Gene Ontology annotation, molecular function: protein binding; Arp2/3 complex binding. Lineage: Eukaryota; Metazoa; Arthropoda; Insecta; Diptera; Drosophilidae. The record is from RefSeq and is a predicted model, not a curated record. Gene Ontology annotation, biological process: endocytosis.